CUUUCAUUUCAAGGCAUAGUUUAAUCAUGAUCUUCAUCUAAUAUUGCAGUGACUCUCCAUUCACGAUCGCCCUUGUUUGCGGUGGCAUUGCUGGCCUUGCUGCCACAGCAGGUGAAAAGAAAGCUACUAAUUCAGAAUUCUUAUCGUUAUAUACACAUAAAUCAAUCAAACUAACUGCUUAUUGUAUUUUUCUUAACAGCAACAUUUCCGAUCAACGUUGUGCAAAGAAGAAUGCAGACCGAAGGCCGCAAAGGCGCCGGUUGCAGGCGAGGAAUGCGCCAGAUGGUUAGCGAGAUGGUCGAGAAGGAAGGCGUCGGUGGACUGUACAGAGGCAUUCAGCCGCACUGUUUGAAGGCGGUUGUUGGCCACGCAACUGCCUUUGCGACGUUCGAGAUGGUUAAGAAUGGCUCCACCUUCUUGGGCAACCAAGCUUUUGGCCUACAACAUCUUUGAUUACAGAGAUCGAGCUUCAUUCCUCUGUUUUCUUCUGCCUCUUGCUUGCUGCUGCUCUGCUUCUGUCGUCCUCUGCUCGAUUUUGAUUGAAACGACUUGGGUUCUGGAUCAGGCUUUGCUUUUCUCGUUAUUCGGUUAUAUUCGUGUGGGCCGUGGAGUGUAGUGGUCUCGGUUAUGGGCUAAGCCCGUUUACCUUUCCGUUUUAGAAAUCGAUCCCUAGGCCCGGUCCACGAAGCGAGUGUUUACCAAAUCUGUUUUGUAUAUUCAUCCCGACGAGCCAAACCAAGCAAACCUUCUGUUCUGUAAUUCAAAACACACUUUUUUUUUUUUACUUCUAUUUCCUGUUCCGCCUGUCCCCUUCUCCCUCCCAAAAUCCCGUCCCUCCUCAGUCAAUCCUCCGAUUUCAGUGAGAAGGAGAUGAUGGCGCAUUGAAAUUGAACCUGACACUACCACGUCGCCCGCAUGAUUUCUCGCCGGAGGACAUACAUACGGCGUGCUCCCGGCCUAUUCUCAUGCAGGUAAGCAGGAAAUUCAAAUUCAGUCAUUCGUUUGCAUUUCGAGUGUACAAUCCGCACCGGCUGGGGUUUCGAGAGUGAGAAAUAGUGUUUUUGGUGCGUUACGCCAUUGAAUGACACUAUGGGAAUUCAGUUUUUGUCGUCUCUCUACAUCCGCCCGGCGCUACAACUCUUCCAAACCUUUAAAACCGGCUUGGCUGCUGAUAUCCGGCGCUUCAACGUUCUCUCGCCGCUGCUUCGCCAGCUUCAGACCAGAAUGGGCUUACCGCCUUGAGAAAUCCCAGGCCUUCGAAGAAUGCGACACCAAGCAGCAGCGUUCAGCUGAACUGGGACUAUUUGCUGGGUUUCACAUUGCUGGGUCUUUAACUGAUCCUUACUUCAUUAAUAAAGCCGUCUCAUUUUGUGCCAAAUCUGCGUCUUUCUUAGCGGGCAUUCAGUUACAUUCGCCAAUAGUGAAGCUGGGUUUUACAUCAAACGUGUAUGUGUAUAGCGCAGUUGUCUACAUGUAUUCCAAAUGUGGUGACAUCCAGAGUGCGCAGAAAAUAUUCGACGAAAUGCCAGAGAGAAACGUUGUCACGUGGAACUCGCUUAUUUCUGGCUAUUUGGAUGCUAAUUUCCCGAAAGUGGCUGUUCAAUUAUUUGUUGAGAUGCUCCGACAGGAAAAUUCAGUUACGCCAUUCAGCCUUUCUAGUUGUCUGGUCAGCUGUUCACAAUUGGAGCACAGGGACCUCGGAGAGCAGCUUCAUGCAAUAAGUUUGAAAGCGGGGUUUGGCAAUCAUGUUGUCGUGGGGACCGGUCUGAUUGAUAUGUACUCAAAGUCUUGUAGCGUUGGCCUGUCAAAGUUGGUGUUCGACCGUAUAGCGGAUAAGAACCUGAUUACUUGGACAUCCAUGGUUACUGCUUAUUCACAGAAUGAAGAACCUUGUGAAGCAAUGGUGUUAGUCAGAGAGAUGAUUCAAUUGGGUUUGAAAUUGAAUGGUGUGACGUUUAACAGUUUACUGAGUUCAUUUUCUACUCCAGAUCACUUAGAGUGCUGCAAGCAAGUUCAUUGCUGUAUAAUUCGUCAAGGUUUAGAGUCUAAUGAGUAUAUUACAGCAACACUUGUGACUGUCUAUUCGAAAUGUAGUCGUAGCCUGGAAGAAUUCGUAAAGGCAUGCUCUGGUGUUGCAAUUUGGGACCAGGUAUCUUGGAAUGCCGUGAUUGCUGGCUACUGCAAUCUAGAAUGUGAAAAGGAAGCUUUCAGAUGUUUCUGUGAAAUGAGGCAGACUGGGACUGAUGGUGACUUCUAUACAUUUACUAGUUUGGUGGGAGUGAUUGGGAGUAGUUCUUUCCUCGAAGAGGGAAGAGAGGUUCAUGCUCUCAUUUCCAAGACUAGGUAUGCUUCAAGUUUGCAUGUGCAGAAUGGGCUUGUUUCCAUGUAUGCAAGAUGUGGUGCUAUUGACGAAUCCAAAAGAAUAUUCUGGUCGAUGCCAAAACAUGAUGUCGUGUCAUGGAACUCGCUUCUAACAGCAUGUGCACAUCACGGAUAUGGUAAGGAGCCGUGGAAUUAUUCAAAGAAAUGAGAAAAAGCAAGACAAAACCAGAUGCUACCACUUUCCUUGCGGUGCUGUCUGCCUGUAGCCAUGUUGGUUUUGUAGAUCAGGGACUCGAGUACUUCGAUUUGUUAAAAAGUGAUGCUUCAGUUGGUCCCCCUACAUUAGAGCAUUAUGCUAACGUUGUUGAUGUUUUUGGUCGAGCUGGAUACAUAAAAGAAGCAGAAACUUUUGUCAGCAACAUACCAAUAAAACCUGGCCCCACAGUCUACAAGGCUCUGCUUAGUGCGUCUUUAGUACAUGGUAAUAUGGAAGUUGCAGAGCGUUCUGCCAGAAAGCUUGUAGAUCUGUGGCCAAAUGAUAGUGCAACAUACAUCAUGCUAUCAAAUAUGUUGAAAACAAGUGAUAAUUGGGAUGAUGCAGUAGUUGUGCGCAAACUGAUCUGUGACAGAGGCAUGAAGAAAAUACCUGGUUGUAGUUGGAGUUGAGAUUGAGAUUGUUCAUUGUGGACACUUGAACUGUAUGGAGUCCCUUAUGAAAUUCCGAUAGUGUCACUUCCGGGAUUGCAGGUUGAAAUCAAAAUGGUGUACCUGAAUUUGCUAUGAAGUAUCACCCUGUUGACAAUUAUGAGGUAUAGAGACGGGUGGAACCGAGAAACGACAAAAGCUCAUUCUCAUAGUGGCAUGCAAUGGCGGAACCGACUGCACCGCUUUCGCCUUUGCUUCCCAUCUGUUUGACCUCACUUUUUUACUGUUUGAGACCCAGAAAGAGUGAAAGACAAACAAGAGACAUGUUCGUAUUUACAAGCACAAAUUGUAGACGAUGCUAAUUGCGGGGUAAAGAGUGAAAGACCUUCACUUGCCGUUUCUUCUGAACCUUAGAGAGGGAAAAGGAGGAAAAAUGGUUGUUGGUGGGAAUUAGCAUUGAGUUCUUCGUACUGUAAUUGUGAACUACCCAUGAGCUCAAGCCCUCUUGACAUUGCCUUUUUGUUUUAGAGUGUAGGGAAUGGCUAUCGAGACUCGAACUAGCCGUGGGUCUAAGGUCAUUCGAAAAGGACUCCUACUGGCAAGUCCUCACCUAGUCCUGGUUGUGCAACACUUCUGGACUUAGAAGGUCAGAGAGAUCAUUGAAGAAAGAUACAACACCGAGCCUUCCAACUAAUGGGAAGUCUGGGAGACUUCAGAAGCAGUAAGAGAAAAAUUGAGGCCACCAUGAAGAAGAUGAUAGGUGUAAGAAACAAUCCUCAUCCAGUUUUUCUGUGUCAGAGAACUCAAAUUCAAGUUUGAGCUCAUUGACUAUCCCCAAAAAAGAGAAGAGCAUGGUAAGUUGACCCUCGAUACCAAAGAGGUCCGCAGUUGUGAGGGGGAAUUGUCAAAGCCGAGGCAGAGAUUUAGCGCACGUGCGUACAAGCAUUUUUCAAGAAGCAACACAAAGUUACUGCAGAAGGUAGUUACAAAUGUUUUUGCUUCAGUAAAUUGUUGUCUCUACGUUGCUUCUCCCAUGUUGACCUCCACCCUGUUCAAUUGCUUGCUUAUGAGGGUAAAUAUAUUGAGAUUCUGUUUCAUUUUGUUUCAGCUUUUCCUGUUCAGCUGUCUCCUGAUUGAUGUUUCUUUAUUUUUUCAGUUGAUUCUGAAAUCCUUCCAACUUCAGAUGCAACUGCUGAGCAGUUGAAUGAUAUUUCCGGGAGAUGUGAACAUAUGCAUCCUGGAGAUACUUUUUUGGAUGGCACAAUAACUGAUGAAGACAACUCCUUGUCUAAACGGAAAAUAAAUGAAGCAAAUCUAGAUGCUGCAGAUGCAAUGGUUUCAAAUGAAGAUGCCAUCAUCUCUCUUUCCAUUGCAGUUGCACUGCAAGAUCACUCUCAAGAGAACUGCGUGUUGGAUACUUGUGCCAGAGGCGUCAAGAGGCAGAGGUAUUUAUUUUCACAUUUCUGUUGUUUCCAUAAAGAUCUGAUAAUGUGAUUUGGCAUCCUGCUAUUGAUGAGAAAUGAGAAGCAACAUUAGCAAAAUUGGUCUUUUGCCUGAAUCAUUUGAAUUAGCCUCUAGAAACACAGGUGUUCCAGCUACUCAUAUCAAACAGCUGUGGCUAUGGCUAUGUCUUUGAACUGAGAAUAAUCGCUUCUCAUGUUACUUGUCUACUUUUGAUGUUGCAUGGGUGUGAUACUCUUUGACAAUGUGUUGUAAACUUGUCCCUCUUGCUUUAAGAAGAGACAAAUCUCGCUCAUUCUUGGUUUUCUUUGCAAUGGUUACUACUUACUAGUGGAACUACGUUUGUUCUUGACGAAAAGGGCCCUUCAAGUAUUUGUUUUUCUUGUUCUUGGAGAAGGAUAUGAAACUGUAGUUCCUUACCUUUUACUUUGCUUUUCAACUGGUGACAUUGGAGCCUCGACUCCCGCUGACCUCUACUUCUUCCUUGUUUUAUUGCCUCUUUGUUUUUCAACUUGAAGCCAUCAAUAGUAUGCAGAAAUAGCCUGCCAAGUCAUCAUCCACCAAGAUCAUUAUCAAGCUCCAUCAAGAUAAUUAGUAAUCUCCAUCUUCGUGGUUCUCAUUUUAUUAAAUCUGGAAUCCAAUAAAAGAUCUAUAUGUGUAUUCUUUGAUACUGAGCUUCAUAAGGAACCUACAAAACAUACAUAGAUAGCAGAACCGUGUUCAGGGUCUGAAAUUUCCAGUAGUUUGAGAGUUAUGACUUCUUUGAAUCUUCUUGUAUCAGCUACUUUCUUUGUGUAUCUGUCCCUGUGUCGCAUAGGAUGUGUGAGGGACAGUGCUUGGUGUGCAUUGUUGCUCAGAAUUAAUGUUCUACUUGGUGUGCAUUGUUGCUCUCAGUGGGAUUUGCUCAAGAGUAUGGUAACUGGUAAGGCAGCAUGUGAAUUUACCCAUACCUAAUGUGCUGACAAAUAUUAAUCAUUACUGCCAGAAAUUGGCUACUGCCGAAGGUUCACUGGCGAAAGUCUCAUGCUUACCAGCUGGACUUGCCCCUGGUUUACACUAUCAUCAUCUGGAUGUCGUGAACAAUCUGCGUGACUACUGGCAUAAAGAACAAAUGCUGUCAUUCUUGAUGAACAGGUAAUCUUGAUAAGUACUUUCUUUUAUGUUGGCUUCUGGUUUCUAUAUUUUGUGGUGUCUAGCAUUGAUCUGUGGGGAAGCGUUUUCAGGCUACAAUAUCUAUCUCCCCAUUGCCGCUGCAAUAUAUGUACAAAUGGGAAAAACCAAAACUCAUUUGAGAGCCCUCUGUCUAUCCGAAGAAAAACUAUACUAAGCAGAGAGAAGUACUAGAAACAGUCUAGCAUUCAGCUGGAAAGGGAUAAUGAUUUUUUUCAACCUAAAAACAUAAAAAUGGGAAAUAGAUGUAGCUAUAGUAUGUCCAUGGUACAAUCUUCACUGCAGCAUUUUAUAGAUUGGGAAGCUCUGUUCUAUCCUUAAAGUACACACUCAUACAUUCCUUGUCUUUCCUGAAUAUGUUGUUAGUAAGUUGAAACUGGAUGCAAAUCAUAAUAAGAUCCUGAUGAACAGGAUCCUGGCAGAGGCUUUCAGGUCCAAGUGCAUGGAUAUCAGGGCAAGUAAUUCGCCUGGAGUUCUACAAGGUAGGUACUGAUUGUUCUACUAUGUCAUCAUUGCAUUGGCUGUUUAUCUUGUCAGUUUGCUUCUUAUGAGUAGAAUCAUACAUGGCAUAAUUAGGGGAAUGCAUGAAAUAGGAAAACCGUGCCCAAUAUUGUUCAUAGAGAUUUCAUUGAUGUUCUGGCGACUUCUGUGAGAUAUAAAUUCCUCUUGGAGUGAAGAACGUCUAAGAAAAGCUGUCUAGUUGACCCGUAAGCUUAGGUUGCUGUAGAAAGUGCGUGUUGUGAAUUCAGGAUUCUAGAUAAGGUAAUAUAGUCUCUGGAAGUCA
Linum trigynum is the source of this 6382-nucleotide messenger RNA. The record is from the annotation of a GenBank genome assembly. NCBI's taxonomy places the organism in Eukaryota, Viridiplantae, Streptophyta, Magnoliopsida, Malpighiales, Linaceae.